GCUGCGCUGCGAGGUCACCGGCGCUUUCAGGCUUGCGAGUCGCUCUCACUCAGCUGCGCUCUCGCAUAUACAAGCUCCUCAUUCCCUCCAAAUUCUUCCGCCAUAUUCGACUCUGUGCGGCUGUCGUCCCAUCGGCCCACGUUCCGUGACCCAGGCCCGGCAACGGGCCAUCCAUCCGAGACCACAGCCUCUUUGCGGCUCACAUAAGGCAGCCAUACGCCGUACUCUUCUGUUCCGAUCUCCCCUUUACGCAGUAGCCGCGAGCCAUGGGACUAACAUACAACAUCUACCUCAACGGCGGCCGCAUCUACGGCUGCAAGACGUGCAAGACGCACCUCUCCAACCACGAUGACAUCCUCAGCAGGAAUUUUCGCGGCCAGCAUGGCAAGGCGUAUCUCUUCGACAGCGUGGUCAACGUCACCGAGUCUGAGCCCAACGAGCGUAACAUGACGACGGGCCGCCACAUCGUGCGCGACAUACACUGCCGACAAUGCAAGGAAACCGUGGGUUGGAAGUACGACAAGGCGUAUGAGGCCAGUGAGAAGUACAAGGAGGGGAAGUUCAUACUGGAGGCCGAACUGUUGUGUACAGUGUCCUGAGCCCAACGGCAGCGGCAUUGGGGCUUUCAAGACGCCGGUGCGACAGAUACUUUUCCGGCAUGCAUUAGACGGAGUUUAUGGGCACGGAACAAAGAUAUGGUAUUGGAGUAUUUGGAUGGGUGUUUCUAUAUUAUAUCAUGGGAUUCUGGCGCAGUAUGGCAGGGCAGAGAGGCUGCUAUGGUACGUGGACGAGUCCUCUGUUUCCCACCAUCGCAUUCUGCUCGAAUGACUGCUACAGUCUCUCCAGGCGU
Trematosphaeria pertusa is the source of this 850-nucleotide messenger RNA. RefSeq names its product yippee zinc-binding protein. The record is from RefSeq and is a predicted model, not a curated record. Bases 267 to 599 code for a protein of 110 amino acids. Lineage: Eukaryota; Fungi; Ascomycota; Dothideomycetes; Pleosporales; Trematosphaeriaceae. Gene Ontology annotation, cellular component: ubiquitin ligase complex. The transcript is spliced from 2 exons.